Messenger RNA from Halichondria panicea, 1771 nucleotides. RefSeq lists its product as uncharacterized. The record is from RefSeq and is a predicted model, not a curated record. The transcript has 8 exons. Lineage: Eukaryota; Metazoa; Porifera; Demospongiae; Suberitida; Halichondriidae. Bases 68 to 1705 code for a protein of 545 amino acids.
GCCAAAAAAGCAAAACAGAGACCUCAACAACAUUCACCUAAUUACUUGCUCCAACAAAGUGCCAUGUAUGGAAUUGGCAGAGGGCUUCAUACAUGACCUAAUACAAUUGGAAGAGGGUGUGGUGAUGUAUGAUGCGCACCUAAAGACCAAUGUUCUUGUCAGAGCCCCAGUGAUCCUGAUAAUUGGAGACAAUCCCCGACACUCCAAGAUCUUAUCACACAUGGGGAGCACAGCCAACAAAUUCUGUAGGAUGUGCAUGUGUGACAAAACAACGACCACAACUAUUGUCGGGAGGCUGAGAACAAAGGAGAGCUCUAACACACAAAUAUCCCUCAUCACAAUGGCAGAUGAAAAAAGAAAGAGAACUCUGCGAACAAAAUACGGUCUCUAUGAUGUGUACAAUCCACUAUUCCAACUAUCGGUGGACUUGUACAGAAGCACACCUAUCGACUGCUUACACACUAUCCUGCUCGGAGGGUAUAAGUACAUGUUCAGGGAUCUGAUGGAGAGGUUAACUGCUAGACAGAAACAAGAGGUGUCAGCCUCAAUUGACCAGUUCCCACGCUCAGGCCUGGACAUCCACAUCAACGGCAGCAUGACCAGAUAUCACCAGUCAUGCGUGGGAAGGGACUUCAAGGCUCUUGCUCAAAUAGCUCCGUUUGUGCUGCGGCGAUAUCUGAGCGAUGGAGAAAGAGAAAUAUGGCUGCACCUCUCAAAGGUUUUUAAAGGAGCGUACUCUCAUAGUGCAACAACCACCUCCAUUAAAAAACUGAGCACAUCGUGUACAUCCCUGCUACAAUCUCUAAAAUCUCACAAGUCGCACAUGCUCAAUAAGCCAAAGUUUCAUCUUCUACUACACUUAGCGGAGAAUGUAAAAGAUUUUGGGCCCCCAUCUGUGUUUAACGCUGAGAGAUGUGAAACCUUCAACGGUAUCAUGAGGGAACAGAAUCUACACAGUAAUCGACAGGCGUCAAGUCGUGACAUUGCAAAUAGAUUUGCCACACUGGAGCAGCUCCGCUACCUGUGUCAGGGAGGUGUUGACCCAAACAAGAGCACAGUGAGAUGUGGCAAGGGACUCACACACCUCAUAAAAGAACCAUCAUUGCAAUCUUUUUUGGGAAUGCCAGGGCCAGGACACGGUCAGAAGGACAUAGCCCAACACGGUGCACCAAGGAAGAUUUACAAGCAAAGGGUAUCCUUUAAUGACCUGGAGCUACACCUUCACACCGGCAUUAUACCUCUCGGCCAGGCACGAAUGAAUGGAACAAUGGUUCUAACGUACAUGGCAAGAUCAGAAAUCAUACAACCUUAUAAGGCUGUUUACGCACAGGAGGUGGGGGUGAUAGACGUGGGAAAUUACAUCUCCUUCCAAAGAUAUGAUAAUGUUGAGUAUGGAAGACUUGUGGCAUGUUUCUGUCAAGACGGCACACAGGCACAGAUUCUGGUCCAGCGACUGAUCCCUACUACACGUCAGAAUGAAGAAAAUUGCACAACACUACACAUAUUGCCAAACAUCAGUCAAAUAGAUGCGACAUAUAUAAUCAUCCCUAUUUCUAUUAUUCACGAAUGCACAUCUAACUGCAAGUACGUACAAGGAGCAACAUAUUUAGCCGAAAGACAAUCUAUCACUACAGAAAAGAAACUAACAUUAGAACACGACUAUUCAAACUGUUUAUUUUGCUUAAAUGAGUAUGCACUUAAUUAAUUCGUUUUUGUAUCAUCUAACUAUCAUUUUUCCACUAUAUAAAUACACCUCACCUCAAUGUUUAUA